Molecule: messenger RNA, 1620 nt
Organism: Mycena indigotica
Lineage: Eukaryota; Fungi; Basidiomycota; Agaricomycetes; Agaricales; Mycenaceae
Exons: 4
Coding region: 1-1620 (539 amino acids)
Source: RefSeq, a predicted model, not a curated record
AUGCGACCAACAGGGAAAUCUCCUUCACGCAGUUGGUCCCCAGGAAGAGCUAAUCCCAUUCUGGGUAACCUUGAAUUCGAGUUCUUGUUACUCUCGGUUCCCAUCCCACCAAAUCGGAAACAUAUCACCGCGACCCACGCUCCCAGGCUUUUCCCUACAAAUAAGCUGUUGCGGAAAUGCUCAGCCUCCCCAAUUUCACCCUCCUCACUCCCUCAUCUCAUGGCUUCCCUCGAUGAUUUAGCGACGGAAAUUGUGCAAGAGGUGGCUUCACAUCUUGCUGUUGCGGACCAAGGAGCGCUGCGCGCGACUAACAAAUACCUACAACUUUGCGUUGAGCCCCUGCUGUGCAAGAUCAUCUUCAUUCCAAGCGAUCAGCUCUUCUCGGACAACACCAUGCUCUUCAUCCGCACAUUGGCGAACGGGAAAUCGUGCUGGUCGAGAUAUGGGAGAACUUUGAGCAUUCGUCAUCAGACGACCAUGGGGCCCGGCAGUCGAAGGGGGUCAGAGCCCGAGGAUGCCACGCCUGGACUCUUAACCUCCGCACUCUUAUCGUGUGCUCGGCGCAUAAGAACCGUCCGUCAUUUCGUCUCGCGGGACGACCCGCCUUGGCUAUAUGACGUCAUCUGCUCUGUCCUCCCAGCAUUUCCCCACCUCGAAAACUUCGACCUCCGACAGCUCGACCAUCCCCAAAUCACGCUUCCGAUAUUGUCCCAUCUCUCAACACUUAGAAUCUCCACAUCCCCCUCGUUGCCCGAACCACAGCAAUUCCUGACAUUUGGUCUACAUUGGCGGUUACUUGUCGUUCAUCCACCAGCCACCCCAUCCAACUCCCUCCCAAAUCCAGCGUCGAUUGAGAAUGUCGUCGCCAAUUGCCCUGAUCUCCGCGUCCUUGAACUCUUGGGUGUGCAGGAUUGGCAAGACGUUUGGCGCACAACUCUUCGAAUUGGGAUUCAUCUACAAUCGUUGACCGUCGAUCGCAUAACGCCAUCUGUGCUCGAAUAUCUGAAGUCUUACUCCGGAUUGCAAGUCCUCGUUAUUCAAAGAAAUGUUCACGAUCGACGGAGUCCAGCAGAGCUUGACCCGCUCGCUCGGGAAUUCUUCGACGAGGUGUUACCGCUCCAUAAAUCUACCCUCACAGUUCUUUGCUGUCCCAUGCAAUACGAGAACGAGUGGUCAAUCAGCCUUUCCAACAUUCAAGCCCUUGAUUGUCUGAAGAAUUUGGAGCGGUUGGAGAUGAGCGUUAACCAGGCUGCUAUCGAGAGGAGAUUGCCUUGCUUGAGCGCAUUCUUCGACACAAUCAUCGGUCUCCCGCAUAUCAAGCAUAUUGUCCUUUCGCUGGCUCUUGCAGAAGCAGAGCGCGCCCGCGUAUCCGCCAUCUCCACGGGUAUCCUCCCAAACAAUGAGCGACAGAUUAAAGAGGCACUGAGUCCGUACCUGGGGGUGUUCUCUGAUAGAGUUGUGGCUCAAGUCAAUGAGCUCGAUGAGGCAAAAUUCGUGCUGAGCGACCAGAACACCGAUUUGCGCGAGUAUCCGUUUCGCGGGUUUCGCGGACCGACUGUGUCGGGAGGGGGUUCCGUGUGGGCCGCAGUUGUAUCCCGACGCGGAGAGUUGGUCAUUUAA